AUGGAGUCGCCUUCGUCUGGCUUCGCGGGCCAGAAGCGCAAGGUUGCUGACAUGAGCUCCAGCGACGAUGAGGAGGGCCGUCCGGGCUUUCGGGGUUUUGCGAGAGCGUCGCGCCGUUCCGAGUCACCUCCCACCAUGGGAGGGUUGGGCAGUGCAACUCGCAAUCCCCGGGGCAGCAUGGCCAACACAACCGCCGCAGGACCACCCCGAGGCGGCCAAUCUGCUCGAGGUAGAAACGGUGUGGGAGGAGGAAACUCGUUCGCCGCGCGCAUGAUGGCCAAGAUGGGCUACAAGGAGGGCCAAGGUCUCGGAACCAGUGGCCAGGGUAUCAUCACUCCGAUCGAAGCGCAGGCGCGACCGCAGGGGGCUGGUCUGGGUGCAGUACGCGAGAAAACCAAGCAAGCUCGCGAGGAGGAGAAACGGGCGGCCCGGCACCGAGGCGAAGCGUUCGAAGACAGCUCAGACGAGGAACGACAGCGGCGGCGGAAGAAGAAGGAGGGGCGCAAGACGGAGAGUCGCAGUGGGACGGGCACACCGGUCGCACGCACAAAACCCCAGUUCCGUACCGCGCGCGAGAUGGAGGCAGAUAUGGAAGGUCUUGAGGUUCCGAACGUACUCAAAUCGUUGAUCGAUGCUACGGGCAAGGAACAGCGCGUUCUGACCUCGACGGCUGGGCUGAUGACGCCACAAGAAUUCGUCAGCCAGGAUGAAGGCGAAGCUAUGAAGAUUGCCCGACGAGCCCGGCACGACCUGGAGGCCUUUGCAGACGAGUGGAAAGGCUUGACUGAACGCAAGAAAUUCAUCGAACUCGAAGAGGCCCAGGUGGUAGAGGAAUUGGAUGCAUACCAAUCCCAGGUCAACCAUCUGACGGGAUUAAUCGCUGCGGUGGAAGAGCUGGACAUUUUUGACCAUGAUGAAAGCAUUGUAUCGAAAUUCGACGAGAUGACGGGCAAACUCGAAGCUCUUUACUCUACCUAUCAAGACGCUGUUGAUGCAUACCGGCUGCCAGAGACGGCGGUCGCCGCCAUACAUCCAUUAUUCCGACAAGCAAUGGAAGAAUGGGAGCCUCUCCAAGACCCGACAUUCCUCGUGUCCAACCUCACCCGGCUUCAGCCUCUUCUCUCUCGCAGGACCGAUGGUGAAGAGUCCCAACAGCGGCAUUCCACAUCCCCGUACGAAACAAUGAUCUACACGCUCUGGCUCCCACGGCUACGGUCUGCGCUCUUGAAUGACUGGGAUGUCUACGACCCGUCUGCUGCGACAUCCCUAGUGCUGGCGUGGAAGCCCGUAAUCCCGCUUUUUGUUUAUGCAAAUGUUCUGGAUCAACUGGUUGUUCCCAAGCUCAGUGGAGCGCUCAAGAACUGGAAGCCGCGGAGCAGUCGCCGGCACCCGUCCGAGCAUGAUGGGCAGUUCCCAUGGUGGCUGUUUACUUGGCUGCAAUACCUGGAUGAACGACAUACCAAUCCCAAACAGCCAACCGGUCUUAUGUCGGAUGCAAGGAGAAAGUUCCGAGUGGUGUUGGACUCAUGGAGCCUACGCAAGGGCUUGAUCAACGGCAUCGAGCUCUGGCGGGAUGCACUGGGCUCGGAGUUUGACGUGUGUCUGCGCAACCAUCUGCUCCCACGUCUGGCCCAUCACCUCCGCGAAGACUUCGUCGUGAACCCGCAGGACCAAGAUCUGACUGCUUUGGAAGACGUUCUCCGCUGGAAGGAGUUCUUCCAGCCCAACGUGAUGGGCCUGCUACUGGUCUCUGAGUUCUUCCCCAAGUGGCAUGAGAUUUUACACAUCUGGCUCACCAACGAUCCCAACUACGAAGAGGUCGGCACGUGGUUUUCUUGGUGGCGAACCCAAAUCCCGGAGAGUAUCAACGAGCUUACGAUCAUCGACGACGAGUGGAAGAAAGGCUUACAGACAAUGGAUCUCGCCUUGCAACUUGGUGAUCGCGCCGCGGCCGAACUGCCACCGCCGACCAUCACGACACGGCCAUCUCUCCCGACCCGGGAUGAAGCUGUUGCCGAUGCUGUGGCAGCUGCCAGCGAGCCGGCACCACGGCCCAAGGGCCAAGUCGCCGAAGAGAUUGCUUUCAAGGACAUUUUGGAAGGCUGGUGCUCCGAGCAAGGGCUUAUUAUGCUGCCUCUGCGUGAGGCACAUCCGCAAAACGGACAGCCUCUAUUCCGCAUCACCGCCAGUGCAACAGGUAAGGGCGGAGUCGUGGCCUUCCUGCAGGGCGACGUGGUCUGGGUGCAGAACAAGAAGGCCAAAGAUAUCUGGGAGCCGAUGGGACUGGAGGAUCGCCUGGUGGAGCGUGCGGAGGGCCGAUAG
Messenger RNA from Penicillium lagena, 2322 nucleotides. RefSeq names its product putative G-patch domain protein (TFIP11). Bases 1 to 2322 code for a protein of 773 amino acids. Gene Ontology annotation, biological process: spliceosomal complex disassembly. The transcript has a single exon. Gene Ontology annotation, molecular function: nucleic acid binding. The record is from RefSeq and is a predicted model, not a curated record. NCBI's taxonomy places the organism in Eukaryota, Fungi, Ascomycota, Eurotiomycetes, Eurotiales, Aspergillaceae. Gene Ontology annotation, cellular component: U2-type post-mRNA release spliceosomal complex.